Molecule: messenger RNA, 1728 nt
Organism: Orbilia oligospora ATCC 24927
Lineage: Eukaryota; Fungi; Ascomycota; Orbiliomycetes; Orbiliales; Orbiliaceae
Exons: 5
Coding region: 1-1728 (575 amino acids)
Biological process (GO): mitochondrial tRNA methylation; tRNA N1-guanine methylation
Cellular component (GO): cytoplasm; mitochondrial matrix
Source: RefSeq, a predicted model, not a curated record
AUGAAUCGAAAAAAGUCCUCGAGUACCCCAGUCGAAAACCCCGUCGAACAAGACGAAGAAAUGUUAAAAAGGGCCCUCCUACACCCGUCGUCUCUUCUCCGGGCACCGCAGCACCUGGGCAUGAAAGUCCUCGACCGAGAUGCUUUCACAAAGAGAAUACCAACGGUUGCAGCAUAUAUCAAGGACAAACGAAAUAUUCAAAGAAUCCGAAAAGCUGCGGGGUCGGUGUUUUUACUCGACCCUUUGGAUCGUACAGUAAUCGAUCCCAAGCGGCUUUAUGGUGAUGAGGGGAAGCAGACGUAUAUCAUACCUUUGCUACCAUCUGUGAACGUAGAUGAUGAGAGUUCUAUGCCGGCGGACCUCGCUCAGCUUGUCAAAGAGGAUAAAGUUGAAUUGGUACCUAAGGAAGGGAUCUUGACAUAUGCAGAUUUCGGAUCAGAGGAAAUCUUGAAAUCAAUCCUGCCACGGGAUAGGUACGAUGGAAUACAUCGUGGGUUUACUCUCACCGGGCAUAUCGCCCAUCUAAACAUCCACGGCGAAUUCACAAACUACAAAGAAGUAAUCGCCCAGGUAAUAAUGGACAAGAACCCAACCGUUGAAACCGUCGUCUCCAAGAUCGAAGAUGUCGGCUCUCACAGCGAAUUCCGCACUUUCCCCAUGGAAAUCCUUGCCGGUAAAUCAGAUACCCAAGUAUCUCUCCGUUCUAGCGGUUGUCACUACGACUUCGACUUCGCGAAGGUGUAUUGGAAUUCGAGAUUAGAAAACGAACACGACCGGGUUGCAAAUCUAUGUGCGAAAGGCGAUGCGGUAUGCGAUGUUAUGGCUGGAGUGGGACCAUUCGCUAUCCCAGCUGCGAGGCAUAACAGAGCAUUAGUAUGGGCGAAUGAUUUGAAUGGCGACUCUUACGAGUCUAUGGUACGGAAUGUUGAGAAGAAUAGGGUCUCAAGCCUAGUCUACCCUUUCAACACCGACGGCCGCGAAUUCAUCCGCCUCAGCAGUAAAGCUCUUCUCCGCGAUGGAGGUAAAACCAUAACAUUCGAUCCAAACCCACCAAACGCUCCUCGGGACCCAGCCAUCAACUCAAAACUAAAACCCAUAGAAACCUACACAAUCCCCAAAGUUUUCAAACGUUUCAUCAUGAACCUUCCUGCCUCCGCCGUUGAAUUCCUAGACGCCUACAUCGGUCUAUACGCCGGAUUAGAGCCGUUAUUCCAGGAUCCAUCCAAAUCUUUAGCAACGCCCGGACAGGAGGAAAAGUAUCCUUUACCUAUCAUCCACGUUUAUACGUUCAAUCGGCACAACCUUAAAGAUAUCGAAGAGGCUGCGAAAGAGAUUUGUCAGGUUGUAUCGGGGUAUUUGGAUUAUCCUAUGAGGGUUGAGAGAACAGACAACCUAAAGGAUUUAUAUGCCCAAACCAUGCAGGCAAAGACUAAAGAGAAUAACUCUAAAAAGGCAACAACUAGCGGCGGGGCGGAGAAUGCUCCCUCUGGCUCUGGGAAGGUUAUAUCCGAGGAAUCCUUCCCUGAAGGAGGGAUUUCCGUUGGGUAUGUGAGAGCCGUGGCUCCGGUGAAGUCGAUGUAUUGCGUGUCGUUCAGGUUGCCGUGGGAGGUAGCAUUUAGAACCCCACCGAAGGAAUUGUCGGAGAUGGAGAAGAAGCUGGAGCAAAUGAAGAGUAUUUGGUUAAAAAGUGAUGAGACGGCGCAGUGGCCGGGAAAGCUGAAGCAGUGA